AUGCAAAUCAAUCUACACUCUGCCUUCGUGGAUUUGAGAAAAGCCUUCCAUACGGUGAAUCCCGAAGGAUUGUGGAAAAUAAUGCAGAAAUUCGGCUGUCUCGAGCGAUUCAGUCAGAUGAUGCGUCAGCUCCACGUUGACACGACGGCGCGAGCCACGGACAAUGGGGUCGUCUCUGAGGCAUUCGCAAUGACCAACGGAGUGAAGCAGGGCUGCGUCCUCGUGCCUACCCUAUUCAGUCUCAUGUUGGAGAACGCCCACCGUGAGGAACGCUCCUAG
Molecule: messenger RNA, 279 nt
Organism: Spirometra erinaceieuropaei
Lineage: Eukaryota; Metazoa; Platyhelminthes; Cestoda; Diphyllobothriidea; Diphyllobothriidae
Source: the annotation of a GenBank genome assembly